Molecule: messenger RNA, 3141 nt
Organism: Apis mellifera (honey bee)
Lineage: Eukaryota; Metazoa; Arthropoda; Insecta; Hymenoptera; Apidae
Product: ankyrin repeat and zinc finger domain-containing protein 1
Exons: 13
Coding region: 480-2855 (791 amino acids)
Molecular function (GO): protein binding
Source: RefSeq, a predicted model, not a curated record
UUUCUAUAUUUCAUUAAUUUUAUUGUCUUUUUAACCUAUUGAAGAAUCUGUUUGAUUAGAGUCUUUUUAAUCGAAUUAAAAAAAAAAUGUAUUGAAUGUCUAUUCUCGGAUUCCUCAUCUCUUUUUAUUAGUACCUUGUUUCCAUCUGCGAUAAUUUAUUUGAUGAUGUAAUUUUGUAUCAGAGCUGAGUUAAAAUAAAACUGUAUGUGAUGUGAUUAAUGAAAUAUAUUUAAAAUCGAAAGUGAAUAUAUUGUUUAUUGUAACUUUAGAAUUUUAUUUUAAUAAAAUUAUUUAUAUUUUUUUUUUCAAUAAAAAAACUAUUAAUAUAAUACUAAUAAUAUAAAUUUCCGACUUGCAUGGGAUUGUCAAGUAGAUACCAUUCGAUUCUGACAUCUAUUUAAUUAUUAAAAAGUGUUUUAUAUACAUAUACGUGAAAAACUUCAUACAAUUUUUUUAGUUCAAAAAUUAAAAUAACGUGAAUGAUGGAUCAUCAAAUAUUUAAAAUAUACAAUCAAGAAGAUUUUAAUAGAAUUACAAAAGGAAUUAAAGUAGCACAAUGCAUGCAAUCACGAUCGUCAUCUGUUUCAGAAAAUGAGAAAUUGUUGAAUCAACUUGAUGAUUUAGUUGUAUCCGAUUCUUUAAGUUGUUCAUUUUGUAAUACUAUAUUUGAAGAUAAAGCACAACAAAGACUUCAUUAUAAAUUAGAUUGGCAUCGAUAUAAUUUAAAACAGCGUUUAAAUGGAUUAAAACCUAUAAAUGAAGAUAAAUUUAGCCUUCUUGCUGAUGAAGGUAACGUUUCAAGUUUAUCUGGUAGUGAUGUAGAUUCUGAAAAUGAAGAUGAGACAUAUGUUUCGGAAGCUGGAAUUUUACCUAGUGGACAUUGUGAAAAUAGAAAUCUUAUUAAUAAGAAUAAAAAAAUUGAGAAAAAAGGAAAAAAUAUGGAAUCAAUUUCUGAUAGUUCUGAUACAGAAUGUUGUGAUGAUAUUAUAAAAGAGAAAAAAACUGAAGAUUUAUUAGUCACUGCAAGUCGUCAUUCAAAAGUUUUUUUUGAAAAUGAUGAUGGAAAUAUAUUUAGUAUAUACAGGUGUUUACUUCAUAAUAAAAAGGAAAUUCCAGAAGUAGACAAUGAGAUGAUUGCUCAGGCAUUGGACAGUGGGAGGAAAACAACAUGGACUGUUAUCAUGAUUGGUGGAGGACAUUUUGCUGCAGCUGUAUUUCAAGACGGAGAACCCAUUGUACAUAAAACAUUUCAUUCCUAUACUGUACGAGCAAAACAAGGCUUUGCCCAAAGUUCACGUACAACAGCUAAUCAUGCAAAAAGUGCUGGAGCUAGUUUACGUCGUUAUAAUGAAGCAUCUCUUCUUCAGCAUGUACAAGAUAUACUUGAAUCGUGGUCAUCUUAUAUUAAUAAUUCCUCUCUAAUUUUAUAUAGAGCUGUUGGUCCAUAUAAUCGAACUGUAUUAUUCGGAGGAAAAAAUCCGCCUUUAGAUAAGAAUGACUUAAGAUUAAGACCAUUGCCUUUUCCUACUCGUAGAGCAACAUUCAGUGAAGUUAAAAGAGUGUAUGAUAUAUUAAGUACAAUGGAAAUUUAUGGUUCUGCAGCUGAUUUUACAGAUUCUUUUCCUAUUUCACCUCGUCAACCUCUUAGAAAAAAAUUAUCAAAAACUGAUGUUUCUGGGGAAAUUCCAAUAAAAACAGAAAAUGAAGAAAAUGAUUCUAAUGCUUCCAGUAAUAUCCGUAAUACCCAAGAUAAUGACAAGAAUAAAGUUCCUGCUCAACCAUCUCCCGAAAGACAACAUAGAAAUUCUCGAUCUUAUAUAGAUAGAGCAAAACCAAGAAAAAGUCCAUGCCGUCCUUUACCUGAUAUAGUUGCUAAGUUAGCACAAUCAUCUUCAGAAUCAGAAUUGGAUAAAGUUGAAGAAUUGGAUAAUCAAAUAAAUACUCCUAAUGCUCCAAUGGAUGUUUCAUUAAUUCAACAAGAAUUAGAAGUAGAAUUUCAUGAAAAUUUACUCGCUUUUCAAGAUACGGUACCAAGAUAUAUGAAGAAUAAAAAAUCUCGUCGUCAGAAGAAAAAGACAAAAAAAGAUGAAUAUGUAAUGAACGAAAUGUUGGCCAAUGCUAAAGUUAAAUUAUGGUCUGCAUGUAAAUUAGGUGAUAAUGAAUUACUGACAUCUGUUAUUAAAGAUUUAUUAAUUCAAGUAGAAAAAAAUUUUGAAUUAGAAGAACAAAAUAAAGAAGAUGUAACUAUAAAUUCUCAUUCAAUUAUAAACAAAGAUGAUAUAACAAAAUUGGUAAAUGAUUCCAAUGAAGAUGGUAAUACAAUGCUACAUUUAGCAGCCUUGGGUGGACACUUAAAAUUAGUGUGGCAAUUAUUGGAAAUUGGAUCAGAUCCUUGCAAUAGAAAUAAGAAAUUGCAAACACCAUAUGCAGCGGCAAAUGAUAAGGAAACUAGAAAUAUUUUUAGAAGAUUUAUGGGCGCUAAUCCCGAUAAAUUUAAUUAUAGCAAGUCUCAAAUACCUGGACCACUUACUGAUGAAAUAGAACACGAGGAAUCGGAAAAAAAAAGACAACAAAGAAAAAUAAAACGAGAAAAAGAUAAAUUGAAGAGAAAAGAAUUUGAACUUAAAAAACAAGAAGAAGAUGCGAAACAAAGAUAUCUUUGUCUCAGUGAUAGAGAAAAAAGAGCAUUGGCUGCAGAACAACGCAUUUUAAAACAAGGCUGUACUGUAGUUUCACGAUGUUUUCAAUGUGGUGUGGAUAUGGCAGGUCAGGUGCCUUUCGAAUAUAAUUCUAAUCGUUUCUGUUCUAUGCCGUGCCUAAAAGAACACCGUCUUCGUAACAAAGUAAUUAUCUGAUAGUUCUUACAUUUACUAUUUUAAAUGUAUUCUUCUACGAGUUGCUCUUAUUUGUUCAUCACAUAUAAUUUUCGUCAAUAGUGGAACUUUUUAAAAAAUAAUUAAAUGAUGAUGAUAUAACGAUUAAAAUUUAAAUAUACUAUGUUCAUAAUAUAUUAUGUUCAAAAUAUAUAAAUUUAAAGUGCGUUAUGUUUUGCAAAUCUAUGGUGCAAAUCUAUUUAUUAUAUAAUUCAGGUAAAAUUUCUCGCAUGUAUUUUUCAAGUUUAAAAAAAAAAAGAAAAAAAAA